Messenger RNA from Caenorhabditis remanei, 990 nucleotides. RefSeq lists its product as uncharacterized. Lineage: Eukaryota; Metazoa; Nematoda; Chromadorea; Rhabditida; Rhabditidae. The record is from RefSeq and is a predicted model, not a curated record. The transcript has 8 exons. The coding region runs from base 1 to 990 and encodes 329 amino acids.
AUGGCCACUGCAGUUGAAAUUGCUUUGGCCAAGCAACCAUAUUUCGACUUGAAUUCUCUCUGUAAAACUGUCUUCGUGACCUAUAAAGCUGGUCCAAGGCUAGAUAAACUGGAUAUAUGCAACAAACCCGGUGUUCGUGGAACUGUAGUCUCUCUGGCUGGAUCUCCAGGGUCUCACAAUGACAUCAAGUACAUGAGAGACUCUUUCGAAAAACAUAAUAUUCGCUUGGUUUGCACUAAUUGGCCUGGAUCGGAGUUCGUGACAGGCGGUCUUCGUGAUAGCUACACAAAUGAAGAACGGAACUCUUAUGUGAAAGCAUUGAUGGAAAAGUUGGGAAUGAAAAAUGUGGAGAAACUGAUUGUAAUGGGACACUCGAGAGGAGGAGAAAGUGCUCUACAGAUGGCUUGUAUUUUGUCGGAGGACAGAAGUUGGCCAUUGAUUGGAGCAGUAAUGAUCAACUCACCUGGAUUUGUAAUGCAUAGAGGAAUAUCUGUAAGAAUGGGAACUAUCAACACACUCGCAUAUCUUAUAAAACUUCGAUGGAAGAUGAUUGAUUGUGUUCUUUUCCCAGUGCUUGAUUGGUUUUACAACGAUUUCAUCGGUCUCCGUGUGGCCGAUGGCAAAGUGUCGGCAGCUGCAAUUCUGCCAAUGCAGACAUUUGCAUUCGAGAAACAAAAGGCUUCGAUGGAUGAAAUGAAAAAGAAACCAUGGGUUCGAAUGUUCUAUGCAUAUGGAUCGAAAGAUUUCCUCGUCGCUGAAUCCGAUUCAGAAGAACUGGCGAUGUAUUUCAAAGGAGAUCAUUAUGUAAUAAAAGACAAAAAAGAAUCAGAAGAAGCUAUUCCAAAAAUCUGGAAUAGUUACGCCAACGGACAACCGUACGUGACUGCAAACUUCACUGAAGAAGGUCAUUAUCUUCAGAAGACUUAUCCGGAAUUCUUGAUUCAAGUACUCGGAGGAAUGUUUGAUGUGGAGACAAAGAGCUCCAAAUAA